AUGUCAUCUUUCUUUGCGCCAGCCCCUCCUCCGACGCCGCCAUCCAAGAACUCGCUGCAAGACCGGCCCCCGCGUGGGGGCAGCCUCAGCUACCGCGCGCACCACCCCCGUCCUCCCGGCUCUCCUCCACCGACGCCUCGCGCACGAUCGACACCCACACCGCGUUCUCCCCAUUCAUGUCCACCGCAUCCCUCCACACCGCCCUCCUCCUACAAGCGCUCCAUGACCAUCUCCAAGGGCAACUCCGUCUUCUGCCUCGCUUGCGAGACCCGCAACGAGAAGCUCACGGCCGCCAGCCUUGACUGCAUCUCCAAGCUCAUCUCCUACUCCUUCUUCGUCGAGGCCAGGCCUCCCGAACACGCAUCCUCCCGUCCCCGCCCCUGUCCCCGGGUCCGGGCCCAGCCACUCUACCUCGAGCGCCUCCCAGAGCAACCUCCCCCCGCCCUCGCUCGUGGACCUCGUCGUGCAUACCACCACCACCUGCCACACCGAGUCCACCGCCGACUCGGUUAG
Molecule: messenger RNA, 513 nt
Organism: Heterobasidion irregulare TC 32-1
Lineage: Eukaryota; Fungi; Basidiomycota; Agaricomycetes; Russulales; Bondarzewiaceae
Exons: 1
Coding region: 1-513 (170 amino acids)
Source: RefSeq, a predicted model, not a curated record